GGAAUAGGGGGCGGCACCGGGAAUGGGCUCCUGGAAUGGGGGGGCGGACCCGAGAGGGCUCCCGGCGCGGACAGCCCCGGGGCCACGGGGGGAAUCUCCGGGUGCAGGAUGCGGAGCAGUCCCGGGGGCGCGGCCGGCGGUGCCCCGGUGGGUCCGUGAGCCCCGGUCCGUGUCGCAGCGUGUCGCAGGUGCCGGUGGCCGAGGGCAAGAGCGUGCAGCAGACGGUGGAGCUGCUGGCGCGGCGGCUGGAGGCGCUGGGCGCGGACAAGCAGGGGACGUUCGGCGUGGACUGCGAGACCUAUCACACCGCGGCCACCCUCGGCACGCAGGGGCAGACAGGGAAGCUGAUGUACGUCAUGCACAACUCCGAGUACCCCCUGAGCUGCUUCGCCCUCUUCGAGAACGGGCCCUGCCUGGUGGCCGACGCCAACUUUGACACCCUCAUGGUGAAGCUCAAGGGCUUCUUCCAGAACGCCAAGGCCAACAAGAUCGAGAGCCGCGGCACCCGCUACCAGUACUGCGACUUCCUGGUGAAGCUGGGCACGGUCACCAUGGGCCCCAGCGCCAGGGGCAUUUCCGUGGAGGUGGAAUACUGCCCUUGUGUGAUCGCCAACGACUGCUGGAACCUGCUGAUGGAGUUCAUGCAGAGCUUCAUGGGCAGCCACACUCCCGGCAUCCCGUCGGUGUUUGGCUCCAAGCACGACAGCACCUACAGCCCCGGGGACACCAUGGUGCAGUACAUGGAGCUCUUCAACAAGAUCCGCAAGCAGCAGCAGGUGCCCGUGGCUGGCAUCAGGUGAGGAGCGUCCCCCGCAGCUCCUGACUGCAUCCCCACCCUGCCUGCAUCAGGAGAACAUCCAGAAUGUGCCACGGGAGUUGUUCCUGCUGGGGCUUUCCCGUCUCAAAGCUGUGCCGCGUUCUCCGUAAGCAGAGAUGUCAGAACUCUGCUCGUGUGCCUGAAGUGUGUGCUGGGAUCCCUGGGGAUUCCUGGGCUUUAUUAAUUCUGGGUGUCCUCCACGGUCUGGGAUUCUUGGAUCCGUUGGUUCUGUGGUUUUUUGGACAGCGUUUCGUGCAGGGAAAAGAGAAAUUCCAGAAGAUUACAGCCAUCUCUUAAAUUUCUAUUUUUUUUUUAUAUCCACAUUGGUGUUUUGUUGUAUUUCAUCCCAAUAAAAGGCUGGAUUUUGGGAGGAGGAGUUGUCCCAGCACAGUGAGGGUUGUGUUGUAAAUUUCCAGGCUUCCCUUGGAUUUCCUUCAAGAGCUUUAUGCCCUCAAAGCAAACAUUUUCCUGUGAAAAAAAUCCAGCAAUCCUCUAAUUUUCCUGUUCCUGGCACGUUCUUACCUUGCCUUCAUCCUCUGUAGCUGAUGGGAAUGUCAAAAUCUGCUGCCUCCCAAUGAAGGCUCUGGAUAAAUUAAAAAAUAAAAUAAAUAAGCCUGGCAGGAGCAUUGUCUGGCACUGAGAGAAUUCCAGCUGCUUUAUCCCAUUGUUUUUAAGGUAGAUAAUAAAUAUCCUGUCCCUGCACACCAUUUGAGAAGUCCUGAUGGUUUCAGAGUCAAUGGAAUAAGGAAGGAUUUGGGCACUAAAAGCCAAAAAUUCAUUGUAAGACGUAAUGAUAUCACUUGAAUAUAUUUUUUCCUUCAUAUUUCUGGGAAGGCACCAGCAUUAAAAAAAAAAAUUGUUGGUUCCUUGCCCAUAAGGGUCUGAACAGCAAAGAAAACAGAAAUAAUUUGUCUUAAACAGGUUUUUUAUAUGAAGCAAAAAGGAAAAAAAAGCUGAUUUGUGGCUUGAUUUUCUGGCUGAGAAUGGUUUUGUUGUUUUUUUUUUUAUAAAUAUGAUGCUCUAUUGUUUAUACUUGUAAACCUAAUUAACUGUUAAAGUGCUCAGAGCUUUCA
Molecule: messenger RNA, 1890 nt
Organism: Pyrgilauda ruficollis (rufous-necked snowfinch)
Lineage: Eukaryota; Metazoa; Chordata; Aves; Passeriformes; Passeridae
Gene: MED20
Product: mediator complex subunit 20
Exons: 3
Coding region: 36-800 (254 amino acids)
Biological process (GO): regulation of transcription by RNA polymerase II
Cellular component (GO): mediator complex
Molecular function (GO): transcription coactivator activity
Source: RefSeq, a predicted model, not a curated record